This is a messenger RNA of Ruditapes philippinarum (Manila clam), 3403 nucleotides long. Its product is annotated as manganese-dependent ADP-ribose/CDP-alcohol diphosphatase-like. Lineage: Eukaryota; Metazoa; Mollusca; Bivalvia; Venerida; Veneridae. The record is from RefSeq and is a predicted model, not a curated record. Bases 149 to 1141 code for a protein of 330 amino acids. Gene Ontology annotation, molecular function: 2',3'-cyclic-nucleotide 2'-phosphodiesterase activity; manganese ion binding; CDP-glycerol diphosphatase activity. The transcript has 3 exons.
ACCGGUCCAGAAUUUUUAAAAACUUUUAUUUCACAACUUUAAGAAACGUUACAUUUAGAGCGAUGUAUCAAUACAGUGAAGAAAAUUCAUUUCCAGAAUUAUUAUUAUCAGACGUUGAUUCAUUACUGGAGACAGGUACUGAAUUCCAAUGGAAACUGGAGAAGAAAAGCCGCAACUCUCAUUUGGUGUGAUAGCAGAUGUCCAGUAUGCUGAUGCUGAUGAUGGUUACAACUUUAGUAAAACAAAUCGCAGAUACUAUCGGACAGCUUUAAAAAUGCUUGACAAGGCAGUGAUGAUUUGGAACAAAGACUCGUUGAAAAAGCCACAGUUUGUUUUACAACUUGGUGACGCUAUUGAUGGCCUCAACAAAAGACAGAACACGUCAGAAUCAGGGCUUGCUGAUGUGUUGAAAUCAUUUGCAAAUUUUGAAGGAUGUGUUUACCAUAUAUGGGGUAACCAUGAGUACUAUAACUUUACCCGAGAAUAUUUGAUGAAGUCAAGCCUGUACUCAGGGAAUACAUUGCACAGUACCCCAGUCCCUGGUAAAGUGUAUUACACCUGUGAACCACAUCCCUAUCUGAGGAUUAUAGCCCUAGACACCUAUGAGGUAAGCAUGUUAGCCAAACCUGCUAAUACAUCACAAUCACAACUGGCUAAUGAGUACAUGGCAAACAAUUUGAAUAGGGACAAAAACUCGGGAGCUGGUUUGAUAGGUGAUAUGAGAAGAUUUGUAAGGUUUAAUGGGGCGCUGAGUGAAGAGCAAAUAAAGUGGAUGAGAACAAAUCUACAAGAGGCGGAGAGAUUGAGGCAAAAUGUGAUAAUAAUCGGUCACUGUGGUGUAUUUGCUGAGGCCACUGAUCCCUCUUGUUUGUGCUGGAAUGCUCCCGAGGUCUUGCAAGAAAUCCAAGCCAACAGUGACAGUGUGCUGUGUUACCUUUCCGGUCAUGAUCAUGCCGGAGGAAUGGCGUUUGAUGAGAAAAAUAUUCUGCAUAUAGCGUUACCAGGAGUGCUGGAAAACAACAUAGAUUCUGAUUUUGGUACCAUGUACAUGUAUAAGGAAAGGCUUGACCUUGUUGGGAAUGGGCGCGUCCCAAAUCUUAGUAUAGCAUUGAAAUACAAACUUUCAGAUAAUAACAGUUAACGUUAGAUCUUACCAUAUCUUUGUUUUAAAUCAUUUACAGUUUUUAGCAAUUUUCUGUGCAUUCAAGAUGUUUUACUUUCAGUUAGAUUUGAUAUUCUAAUGAACUGUAGAAGUAAAUGUGAUAAUAAGAAUAAUUUUAGUCAGUGUUUUACUCGGGAAGAGUAUUAGGGGUGUGUUUUGAUAACAAUAUGUAAUAACAAUGGAACAUUGUACUGAUAUAUGAUUUUGUAAGUUAAUUAAUUUAUUGUACAGGUACAAAAGGUAUUGAUUUUAUUUUUAGUGUAUUGACUUCUUAUGUUGUUUGUUUGUGUGAGGAAACACUUGUUUUAAAUUUCAAAGUUUAAUAUGGGUUUCGUGUUUGGGAAUGUAAUGACUGUGAUUGUAUUCUUCAAAAAUACUUGUUGUUUAUUCUAUUCUUUUACAGUGAAAAGGCUACUUCAUUUAUAAAAACUUCAUUUAAGAAAUAUCAAACCUACAGUCCUGAACUUUUUGUUUUUGUCAAUAUUUAUUUAGGUAAAACUAGAAAUCAACAGAAGGGAGAUAAUUUAUUUUAUAGGAAAAAAGACAAAAAUAAUUUAACAUUUAAAACCCUCAGCUACAUGUAUUUUCCAAAUUAAUUGUUAAUUCAGUGUUGGGUUAGUAAUGUUGCAUACAUAAUGAAACAGAGUCAUAGUAAUUGAACAUGAUAUUUUUCAUAGAAAGUCAUGCAUGCCUUUGAUAUUGAACUGUUUGUGAGAAAUUCAAUUUUUGGAAAGAUUAGAUUUAGAAUGUUCAUUUUUUUUUAAAUAGGAAAAUCGUGCUAGUCUUCCUCAUUUUUAGCUCGACUAUUCGAAGAAUAUGAGAGCUAUUGUAGUCGCCCCGGCGUCGGCGUCAGCGUCGGUGUCUGCGUUGGUUAAAGUUUUUUGUAAAGUCAAAUAUCUCAAUUAUUACUUGAGAUAUUCAAUUGAAACUUACAAUACUUAUUUAUAGUAACAAGGUACAUCAGAUUGACAAGUUGGAUAACUCUGACUACAAUAUUGACAGAAUUAUGCCCCUUUUUAACUUAGAAAUUUUGGUUAAAGUUUUUUGUCAAGUGAGAUAUCUCAAUUAUUGCUUGAGAUAUUCAAUUGAAACUUACAAUACUUAUUUAUAGUAACAAGGUACAUCAGAUUGACAAGUUGGAUAACUCUGACUACAAUAUUGACAGAAUUAUGCCCUUUUUUAACUUAGAAAUUUUGGUUAAAGUUUUUUGUAAAGUCAAAUAUCUCAAGUAUUGCUCGAGAUAUUCAAUUGAAACUUACAAUAGUUAUUUAUAGUAAUGAAGUACAUCAGAUUGACAAGUUGGAUAACUCUGCCUACAAUAUUGACAGAAUUAUGCCCCUUUGGAACUUAGAAAUUUUGGUUAAAGUUUUUUUGUAAAGUCAAAUAUCUCAAUUAUUGCUUGAGAUAUUCAAUUGAAAUUUAAAAUACUUUUUUAUAGUAACAAUGUACAUCAGUUUGCAAAAUUGCAUAACUCUGCCUGCAAUAUUUGCAGAAUUAUUUGCCCCUUUGAAACUUAGAAAUUUUGAUUAAAGGUUAAAGGUCUUCAAAGAUAUUUACUUGAAACUUUACACAUGCACUUAGGGUCAUAAUUGGAGGGUCAUAAUUGUAUGUCACUGACCAAGUUCCAUAACUCUAUCUUGCAUUAAGGCUGAUUCAUAUCCCCUUUUCUACUUUAAGUCUCUUGGUUAAUGUUUACAUGCAAGUUUUACAUAUCUCAAUAACUAUUAAAGAUAUUUAUUUAAAACUUCACAUAUGCAUUAAGGAUCAUAAUUGUAGGUCACUAACAAAGAUCCAUAAUUCUAUCUUGCAUUUAGGCCGCUUUUUCUCCCCUUUUUCAACUUAGAAAUUCAUGGUAAAGUUUUGCUUGUAAGCUGUUAUCUCAAUAACUACUGAAGGGUUUGUGCCUUUUUUGGGACAAUUUUAUGCAUUCAUAAUAAUAAAGCAGUGAUUUACUUGAUAAAACAUCUUAAUAACAAGCCUUUGUACCUUUUCUGUCAAAUUUAUGUAUUCAUAGGUAAUUAGUAUUAUUAUACUCAAUAAAACACCCUUGUGAUUACCUUCCGAAUAAUCAAGCCAAUACUGUAUAAUUAGACUCUCUCUAAGGCCUAUAACAUGAAUUUAUAAAAAAAAAUUAGCCCUUUUGUGAACUUAAACAAUUUAACAUUACCAAUGCUCUUUUACUAUCAAGCACUUACAAUAGUCGAGCGUGCUGUCCUACAGACAGCUCUUGUUAUGCUAAAG